GGCCGGGUCCCCAAGGGGCCGCUCUGGGCGCUGGGCACGACCUGCGAGGCGCUGGAAACUGAGGUUCCCGGCCCCGGCGCGGGGUCACCGAACGAAGCGGUUACAUUGUAACAAAAGUGCAGCGGCUGCUCAGGCCAGCACCCCAGGCCCGCCCGCCGCCAGCAGUUGGCGACAUGGAACCGGUGGCCAGCAACAUCCAGGUCCUGCUGCAGGCGGCGGAGUACCUGGAGCGGCGCGAGAGAGAAGCCGAGCAUGGCUACGCGUCCCUGUGCCCGCACCGCAGUCCGGGCCCGGUACACAGAAGGAGGAAGCGGGUCCCCGAAGCUCCUGGCGCGCUGGACAGUGGGCGGUCUGUGCACAACGAGCUGGAGAAGCGCAGGAGGGCCCAGCUGAAGCGGUGUCUGGAGCAGCUGAAGCAGCAGAUGCCACUGGGGGCUGACUGCGCCCGAUAUACCACGCUGAGCCUGCUGCGCCGUGCCAGGGUGCACAUCCAGAAGCUGGAGGAGCAGGAGCAGCGGGCCCGGCGGCUCAAGGAGAAGCUGCGCAGCAAGCAGCAGAGCCUGCGGCGGCAGUUGGAGCAGCUCCGGGGGCUGGCGGGGGCGGGCGAGUGGGAGCGGCUGCGGGCUGACAGCCUGGACUCCUCGGGCCUUUCCUCCGACCAAGAGGAGCUGGAGGUGGACGUGGAGAGCCUGGUGUUUGGAGGCGAGGCGGAGCUGUUGCGGGGCUUCAGUGCCGGCCAGGAGCAUAGCUACUCACACAGCCACUCACACGGCGCCAGCCCCUGGCUAUGACCCUCACUGCCCAGGACGGGGCUUCUGCCCUCAGACUACCCUCCGCUCACGCCGGGUUUAUCCUGGCAGGCAGGAGCCCUCCUCCCCAAGCCUCAAGGGCUGCUGGGAGUUGCCUCCUGUUGGAAUGGACAAAAAGACCCUGUGUGGGAACACGUGCUGACCCCCCUUACCCACUGCUGGCUGGCUGCCCAGACUCCUAGGAUAGGGGCCAUCCAGGCCUCCCCGAGUCCUGCAGGGUAAGUCACGGGGGCUGCCCCUCCAGGCAUUUUGUUGUAGCACUUGGCUCUGCUACCCUCAAUGUGGGGCAGGAAGCCUCGCAGCUCUCCCUGGACAAGGCCCUGCCCCCUAGCAUGGGUCUCUCACAGAUGCUGUACAGUAUUUUCAUUAAAAGCCUUUUUUGUAA
Choloepus didactylus (southern two-toed sloth) is the source of this 1194-nucleotide messenger RNA. RefSeq names its product MAX dimerization protein 3 (gene MXD3). NCBI's taxonomy places the organism in Eukaryota, Metazoa, Chordata, Mammalia, Pilosa, Megalonychidae. The record is from RefSeq and is a predicted model, not a curated record. The transcript has 7 exons. Gene Ontology annotation, biological process: regulation of transcription by RNA polymerase II. The coding region runs from base 174 to 791 and encodes 205 amino acids. Gene Ontology annotation, molecular function: protein dimerization activity; RNA polymerase II cis-regulatory region sequence-specific DNA binding; DNA-binding transcription factor activity, RNA polymerase II-specific.